This is a messenger RNA of Pseudogymnoascus destructans, 2037 nucleotides long. RefSeq lists its product as uncharacterized. NCBI's taxonomy places the organism in Eukaryota, Fungi, Ascomycota, Leotiomycetes, Thelebolales, Thelebolaceae. The transcript has 3 exons. The record is from RefSeq and is a predicted model, not a curated record. Gene Ontology annotation, molecular function: carbohydrate:proton symporter activity. Gene Ontology annotation, biological process: transmembrane transport; carbohydrate transport. Bases 368 to 1945 code for a protein of 525 amino acids. Gene Ontology annotation, cellular component: membrane.
CUCGGACUGUGACACCAAACCCACUUGUCCCACAGAUAAUGUAAAGUAAGGGACUCCCCGACUUCCGAGGAAACGACAGCCACCUAUAGAGUAGAGUAGGGCCGAAAGCUACUCGAGUAUGCGGGGUGUGGGGAAUAAAGGGCGGCCCGCAAUUGACAGAUCAACGCACUUGGCAGCUCUGUUCUGCCCUCGUGGGCAUCGUUUUUGCUGAAGCACGCAUUGGAUUUCUGCAGAGUAUAUAACCACAACGUGGGUCACUGAUAUUCCAGAACCAGAUCAACAGACCGACGAUCAAUCUUCUCUCCUCUGCUGUCAGCCAAGACCUGAACAAGGCAACACGCCUCACAGAGCCUGUGCUACCGACAACAUGGCCGCCGAAGAAAUCAACGAGAAGUCUGCGGCGCAGGUCACCGAGGAUAAGGCAGCCCCCGGCGACUGGAAUCUUCGCCAUGUGCUUCCCAAAGACCCCCGGCCGUGGUACAAGCAACGACAUCUUCUGCUCCUCAACCUCGCCAUGAUAAUUCCCGCCCUCUCGAGUACGACUAAUGGUUACGAUGGUUCUAUGUUAAACGGUUUACAAUCAAUGAACCAAUGGCAGAGUUACUUCGGCUCUCCCAAAGGAACCCGACUAGGCUCACUCGCAAACGCUACCAUCUUCGGUCAAAUCCUCGCCUUCCCCAUUGUGCCGUGGCUAUGUGAUCACACAGGAAGACGGUUCCCAAUCUUUUUGGGCUCUGCACUUCUUGUCGUUGGGGCCAUACUUCAAGCCGCAGCCCAGAACUACGGGAUGUUCCUCGCCUCAAGAAUGAUCAUUGGUUUCGGGGGUCUAAUCGCCGUGGAACCGUCACCUUUGCUCAUUAGCGAGCUGGCUUACCCAACGCACCGCCCAGUCCUAACGGCUUAUUACAACAACCUCUGGUAUUUAGGCGCGAUAGUGGCCGCUUGGGUCACGUACGGUACAUAUUGGAUGGGAUCUAACAACUCAUGGGCAUGGCGAAUUCCAUCCCUACUUCAAGGAUUCAUGCCACUUAUCCAAGUUCUCUUCGUUUACCUACUUCCUGAGUCCCCAAGAUACCUAGUCCUAAAGGGCAAGCACGAUGAAGCACACAAAGUCCUUGUGAAAUACCACGCUAAUGGGGACGAGGCCUCGCCCCUUGUGGAGUUUGAGAUGAAAGAAAUCACGCUGCAAAUCGAAGAGUCAAAAAGGAUAUCUGGGACAGGCUACUUGGAAUUCUUGGGGACUAAGGGCAACAGGCACCGCCUGUUCCUCAUCAUCAUUAUUCCGACGUUUAUGCAGAUUUCGGGCAACGGACUUGUCAGCUAUUACCUCCAUUUGAUUCUUGAUAACAUUGGAUAUACCUCGGCACCGGCUCAACUUCGAAUUAACGGCGGCCUCAUGGUGUACAACUUUGGCAUCUCGAUCAUUCUCGCAUCUUUUGUGGAGAUCGCCGGACGGCGCCGUUUGUUCCUAAUCUCCACUGUCGGUAUGCUGGGGUCUUUCAUUAUCUGGACGGUGCUUUCAGCCAUCAAUGAGCAACGUGGCUUCGCAGACACUUCUCUCGGAAGCGCUGUCAUCUCCAUGAUAUUUAUCUUCUACCUCUUCUACAACAUGGGGAUGAACGGCCCGCCCUGGCUGUACGUCUGUGAGAUCCUCCCGACGAAUCUCCGAGCGAAAGGUGUGAAUUUGAUGCAAGUGGCCGCAACCUGUGUGCUGAUCUUCAACGGUUAUGCUAACCCCGUGGCGAUGGAAGCUAUUUCCUGGAGGUAUUACAUCGUGUACAUCUGUGUGCUUGCUGUAGAAGUAGUUCUCGUUUUUUUCUUCUUCCCGGAGACAAAGGGGAAGACAUUGGAGGAAGUGGCUUUCAUAUUUGACGGCGAAUCAGCAUUUGGGGAAAAUCACAGUAGGGAUGUGAUUGUUGGGAAGGACAAGGAAGCGGAAGUUUGAUAGUUUGUGUGUGCUUAGUGGUACUCUCCUCAAGCUGCUUUCACUACCAAUGCUUGCAUAUACUGUAUACUGCAUAACAAAGCUCAGAUUCA